Molecule: messenger RNA, 2609 nt
Organism: Sorghum bicolor (sorghum)
Lineage: Eukaryota; Viridiplantae; Streptophyta; Magnoliopsida; Poales; Poaceae
Product: protein MONOCULM 1
Exons: 2
Coding region: 285-1478 (397 amino acids)
Biological process (GO): regulation of DNA-templated transcription; meristem initiation
Cellular component (GO): nucleus
Molecular function (GO): sequence-specific DNA binding; DNA-binding transcription factor activity
Source: RefSeq, a predicted model, not a curated record
CGUUGCUAAUCUCUCUCUCUCUCUCUCUCUCCUCUCUCUCUCUCUCUCUCUGCACAAGCACAAGCACAAGCACGCGCAAGCAUCUGUGUUGUGUGUGUUUGUGUCUGAAAUCUGAAUCCCAUGUUACUGCAAGCUGAGCAUGUCCUGUCACAGAAGCUGCUGCUGUCCCUGCCCCUGCCCCUGCCCCAGCCCCAGCCCGUGCACAUGCUACCCGGCCGGCGCAGCUCCAGCUAUUAACCCGCCCGCGCCAUGCGCCCUUGCGCCCACCGCGCCCUGACGCCGCCAUGCUCGGCGCACCUGGCCACGACGGCCACCACGCCGCGGAGCGCGCGCACGAGCACGCCGCCGCGCAGCCCUCGUCGCCCAGAGGCCUCGUGCUCGCGACCGCCGGCCUCAUCCACCGCGGCGACGUCGACGGCGCCCGGCGCGCGGCGGACCAGGUCCUGUCCACCGCCGACCCGCGGGGUGACGCGGCCGACCGCCUCGCGCACCACUUCGCCCGCGCGCUCGCUCGCCGCGUCGCCGCGGCGCCCGCGCCCGCGGGAGGGGCACCGACGGCGACGGCGUACCUGGCGUACAACCAGAUCGCGCCGUUCCUCCGGUUCGCGCACCUGACGGCCAACCAGGCGAUCCUGGACGCCGCCGCCAGCGGCGGCGCGCGGCGGUUGCACAUCGUGGACCUCGACGCCGCGCACGGCGUGCAGUGGCCGCCGCUGCUGCAGGCCAUCGCCGACCGCGCGGACCCUGCGGUCGGCCCGCCCGAGGUCCGGAUCACCGGCGCUGGGCCCGACCGCGACGUGCUCCUCCGCACCGGCGACCGUCUCCGCGCCUUCGCCGGCUCCCUCAACCUCCCCUUCCGUUUCCACCCGCUCCUCCUCCCCUGCACCGCGCAGCUCGCCGCUGACCCGGCCACGGGGCUGGAGCUGCACCCGGACGAGACGCUGGCCGUCAACUGCGUCCUCUUCCUGCACAGGCUCGGCGGCGAGGGCGAGGUCGCCACGUUCCUGAAGUGGGUCAAGUCCAUGAACCCCGCCGUGGUGACCAUCGCCGAGAAGGAAGCCAGCAGCAGCAUCGGCAGCGACGACGACUGCCCCCCGCCGGACGACCUGCCGCGGCGGGUGGCCGCCGCGAUGGGCUACUACUCGGCGGUGUUCGACGCCCUGGAGGCGACGGUGCCGCCGGGCAGCGCUGACCGUCUCUUGGUGGAGAACGAGGUCCUCGGCAGAGAGAUCGACGCGGCGCUGGCGCUGGCGCCGGGCCGCGUCGGCGAACACUCGUGGGGGUUCGAGGCGUGGGCCUCCGCCGCGCGUGCCGCCGGGCUCUCGCCUCGGCCGCUCAGCGCGUUCGCCGUGUCGCAGGCGCGGCUGCUGCUGCGGCUGCACUACCCGUCGGAGGGGUACGUCGCCGAGGAGGCCCGCGGAGCGUGCUUCCUCGGCUGGCAGACGCGGCCGCUCAUGUCGGUCUCGUCUUGGCAAUAGAUCCAUCGUCGAACGGCCAGUGCUGACGUACUGUUGGACCUUGCCAUGCGUGCGCGGUGUGCUCUUCUUCCUUCUCCAUUAAUGGCUUCCAGCCUAUUCUGGAUGGGCACACCAUUGCAUUGCCGGCCACAAGCAAUGAGCCAAUGACACUUGUGGAUCGAGAGGCAAGCUGAUCUCGUGGUUGAAGAGAUUGUUUGGUAAGGUUUUGGAUGGAGGAAGAAGAAGAAGACGGCGCGUGCAUGCGCCCAUGCAAGGAUCUAGCUAGGGGGGAAAUGAGCAGCUAGCCAGCUGAGCUAGCUGCUUGGCCACCAUUCUAAUGGAUGAUGGCCAAUGACAGCUAGCUGCUCAAACUUGCAAGGUUACUACUUCUGGUAUAGUGCAAUGGACGAAGGAGGAGGAAGAAGAAGAAGAUGCGUUGGCGUGCGUGAUGGACACGUUGCAUGGAAACGCACCAUUGGGAGAUCCUUGCGAGGAUCUUUGGCAUAAUUCAAUUCUUCAACUUGGGGCCGGCCAGGCACACACCCGCAUGAUGACGGCAUGACUGCUUGCCUGCAUUCGCUGAUGAACAACGGACGGGAUACAAGAAUGCAUACGAUUAUACUGUAGUGCUUGCAUUGCACCCCCAAAUUAAAAGAUCACGACGCAGAGCCCAGCAGGAGAUAAUUAAGAAGGCAAGAGAUCAUGCUUCUGGUGCUAGGCUGCAUGCUUAAUUUGGCACAGCGUUUCUGAUUUUCCUAUUGAUAUAUUUAUUGUCACAUAUCAUGUCAUAUGCAUUGUGCAUAUAUAUUUGUUAUUGCCGUAAGCGAUCGAUACGUGCAGCGACUUGAGCGUAUAUUAUUUGAUUCAAAUAUCACCAUGCAAAAUAGCAUUAUUCUAGCUAGAUACAUUCUUGUCCUCACAAGUGGGGUAUUAACUGGAAAUUAAGGUGGUGACAUUCUUUUAAUUAAUUUACUUCAUAUAUAUAUGGACAUAUAAUUUGUUCAUGGGCAUAUAUAGAUGCAAAGGCAUGUAAUGGUAUAUUAUUGUACCCCUCAAAUGCAUGUAAUAUAUAGAUGCAAAUUCAUGUAACAGUGUAGUCUCCAUGCAUUUCUUUUAAUUAGUGGUUUACUCCCUCUAAUCCUGAAAUAUAAG